CCCGCUUCGUCUCCAUCCUCACCACCACCACCACCACCACCUUCACCACCACCGGCACGAGACCAACAAGAGACCCACAACCCAACACGUCCGAACAAGAGAGCAGAGCAACCACCACACACCGCCACCAGAGUCAACAAAAUGAGGGACUGGGACGCGAUAGGCCUAAGCGACGAGUACGAUGAGGGGGGCUUCAUGAUGGGGGACGGGGCUUUAGCGGCAGCGGCGGCGGAGAGAGCCCGAUUCUUUGUUUACGCCUACAACACCUCGACCCUUGUGACGACGGCUGGCCUGGCACUCGGUAUCUUCUUCCUGGUGACGGCCAUCGCCCUCUACGCCUACUACUACUCCACCGCCGACGAAUUCAAGAACAAAGAUCGAGGCGGCUGGCAGCGUGACGAAGACAACGCUAUCCCGGACACGUCUCGGCUGGCGGCUGGCGUGUUGGGGCUACUCGAGCAGGCGUGGGCAGGCUACGGCGUGGAGGAGCAGGCGUGUAGGAGGCGUGUGUCCUGCGAAGCUUCCCUGUGGGCUUCCCAAGGGGUUAAUAUGCCCUCCGCUGUACUGCUGUCUGGCCUUAUUGGACAAGUGACGUACGAGGACGUGGUUGAAGCUGGUGGCAACGCGGUCACGGACAUGUACGAGCUCCGUCAGGCAGCGGAACGAGGCGGGAGGAACAAGGACUGCCAGGCUUACGAGCACGACUGUCCCCACGUGACCAUUGCAAGCCUCCCGAAGAUAGUGUAGCCGGAACAAUGAUGGACUGACUGACAAGUGUAAGACAAAACCCCCUUAACAAAACCCCAUGACACAAAUCCCCCCUUAGGACAAAACCCCUUGGGACUAGUUUUUCGUCCUGACAAAACGCGAAUGACGGGAAAAAAUAAUCCCUUAUGCUAACAUCACCUCUUUCAUUCUUAUUAUAUGACUUGCCCUCCCCAGUAAUCCCAGACCUAACGAGUCAUAUUUCUUUUGGAGGAUUACUCAGACAAGACAAGAUUGCGCCACUAUAAACACUCGCCUGCGUCAGAACGGGCUGGGCCGACCAUCAGGCCCUACCGCGAAGAAAACUUGGGCCGACCAUCAGGCCCCACCGGGAAGAAGCCUACCGGUGCAAUAGGCCGCAACAUCUCAAAAAAAAAAAAAAAAAAAAAAAAAAAAGACAAAACAAUGGAGAGAACCAAUACAAGGAAAUACUAUCUUAUUUUUCAUGAUUACUUCAGUAUUAAAUAAAUUGCAUUAUAUUAUUUUUCUUUUAAUUAUAACGUUAUUACAUGUUAUUAAAGACUGAAAAAAGAAAAAAAUAUAUAACUAAAGGGGAUUUGUCCUAUUUUGCACUUUCCGAGAGAAUUUUGUCUUUUUUAGGGUUUUUUGUCUGCACCCUGA
Eriocheir sinensis (Chinese mitten crab) is the source of this 1386-nucleotide messenger RNA. RefSeq lists its product as uncharacterized. NCBI's taxonomy places the organism in Eukaryota, Metazoa, Arthropoda, Malacostraca, Decapoda, Varunidae. Bases 142 to 747 code for a protein of 201 amino acids. The record is from RefSeq and is a predicted model, not a curated record. The transcript has 4 exons.